This is a messenger RNA of Cladophialophora bantiana CBS 173.52, 786 nucleotides long. RefSeq lists its product as uncharacterized. The transcript has a single exon. The record is from RefSeq and is a predicted model, not a curated record. Bases 1 to 786 code for a protein of 261 amino acids. NCBI's taxonomy places the organism in Eukaryota, Fungi, Ascomycota, Eurotiomycetes, Chaetothyriales, Herpotrichiellaceae.
AUGCGCUUUGGCGAUAACUGGCAGUAUCAUGGCUUAUAUAUCACUCAGGGCAGCCAUGUGGUCUGCUGUAAAAGACUACCGCGACGACUGCCGAAGCCAGAACGUGAGCCCACCAACACCACCCAUCCUCACUGGGAUUGUGUGAGCGGCCAAUAUCUAGGGCAGCAGACCUACGGCCACGUCUCGGGGGCUUGUGCAAAAGCAUUGCGUGCGGUUUUGUCAAGCCCGCCGGGUCUGAGCCUGUUUCUCUCCGAACCCAGAGCCGACCAGCAUCAUUAUCCUCCUAGGGAUAUCAUGGAGCAUCAAGAGACGGUUGGUAAGGUGUACACUAUCGUCACAUGGGUCUUGAGCAUCCUCGCGGUUUUCAUUCUUCUCUACAUCGACGAAAUUUACGGUCCCAACUCUUCUUAUCUAGGCUCUUAUACUUCAGGUGGCCAUGGCUAUCCUCCGGAGGGUAGCAAUUGCCUAUGUAUACUCCGGAAGGUAACCGCUCGAAUGAUUCUGGCAAUUUUGGUAAUUUUCAUCUGGCUCGCGCGGUUGCUCCGACGUCGUGCGACGUGGACGGUGAUUCUGGUAUUUCUGUUGAUUCUGGUGAUUCCGGUGAAUCCGCUGGCCCAGGUGACUCUGACAACUCUGACAAUUCUGUGGAGCAUGGUGACUCUGUUAAUUCUCGUGAUUCCAGUGAUUGUGGUGAUUCUGCUGUGUUUGAUGAUUCUGGUCAUUCCGUUAAUUGGUGCCUGGCUUGAGCGUCGUCUCCUGCCGCGGCUGUGGCAUCAUGGUAUCUAG